ACUAACAAAAACAGCUGACAGCCAACAAUCUGUCUCCCUUUCCUUAACCCCGUUUUCCAGGCGUCGCGCUGCACCUGGAACCCAUUCUUAGAUGGCCAGGAGCACCUCCUAAGGACAUGUACAAAUCCAUGCUGCGCACCGUUUCCCUCCAGGCCAGAUCCAUUAGCAAAAUCGGUAGUGGAAAGCGCAAACAGAAAACGGGGAAGGAAGAGAUGGAGGCCCGCUACGACUUCAACAGGCGAUGGAUGCAGCUGCGCCAAGCGGGAUCUAGCCUAAGGAGGGGCUCCGAGCAGCACCCAUCUACAUUCAAGGUGGUCUCGUACAAUAUCCUGGCCCAAGACCUGCUAAUGGAGCACCUCUACCUCUACAUGGGAAUCCAGCAAGAGUGGCUAACUUGGCGCCGCCGACAGCAGAAUCUGCAGCGAGAGAUACUGAAACUGGACCCCGACAUACUGUGCCUGCAAGAGAUGCAGUACGACCAUCUGGCGCUACUAAUCCAGGGACUGCGCAUGGGCCACGGCCGACCGCUGGAGUACGUGUACAAAAAAAAGACCGGACACCGGACUGACGGAUGCGCCAUAGUCUACGACUCGUCCAAGUUCCAGUUGCUGGAUCAGCGGGCUGUGGAGCUGCACGACCAACAGGUAGCUCUACUGAAUCGUGAAAACGUAGCGUUGUUCGCCAAAUUUCGCUUCAAAAUGGAUCCGGAUCCGUGCAAGGAGUUUGUGGUUGCCACCACCCACUUGCUCUACAACCCGAAACGAAACGAUGUCCGCUGCGCUCAAGUGAAUAGAAUGUUGGAGGAACUUAGCAACUUCUCGGAUGAUGCCCCGGUUGUCCUAACUGGCGACUUCAACAGCCUAGGAGACUCCCCUGCCAUCGAAAAGCUCAUUGGUCGACAAGAUAAACGGGAAACAGAAAAGACGGAAACGGAAAACACCCGAAUGCGUUUUGAGAUUGUGAAUCCCGGCGAGGGAACCGGCUCCACCUAUCAGGACGACUGGAUCAUCGUGGACUACAUCCUGCGUUCGAUUAGCUCGCGCGGCAACUACAAGCUCCUACCUGUCAGCAUAUACACCCUGCCUUCUAUAAACCGUUGCAACAGCGUGGGUCGCAUCCCCAACCACUACCUCGGGUCGGACCACUACGCCCUGGGUGCAGUGUUUGCCGUUGUCUAGUAUUAGAACUUCACCUUCACUCGGACUCAUUAAUAAAAUAUUCGAAAUUUUUAGCUAAAAA
Messenger RNA from Drosophila bipectinata, 1239 nucleotides. RefSeq names its product protein angel (gene angel). Gene Ontology annotation, molecular function: 3'-5'-RNA exonuclease activity. The record is from RefSeq and is a predicted model, not a curated record. Lineage: Eukaryota; Metazoa; Arthropoda; Insecta; Diptera; Drosophilidae.